This is a messenger RNA of Cloeon dipterum, 1229 nucleotides long. RefSeq lists its product as uncharacterized. The record is from RefSeq and is a predicted model, not a curated record. Lineage: Eukaryota; Metazoa; Arthropoda; Insecta; Ephemeroptera; Baetidae. Bases 71 to 757 code for a protein of 228 amino acids. The transcript has 3 exons.
GCGACCACGCCUUGAUCUUCUCAUUGCUGAGCAAAAAGUGAAGAAAAGAGACCGCAGGAAAGGCUUAAAAAUGGGUGCAGUGGGGAAAAGUUUUUCCCUUCUGACAAUUGUGACUCUCCUGCUCCAAAUUUCGGGCUCGAACGCAGCUUUUAGGGAAUUCCAAGAUCAAACCCGAGACAACUUUGAGAUGUGUGCUGGUGGAAACGGUAGGGAAUAUUUGUUCAACUUCUGCCAACGCCAGGUUUUGGCCAACAUCAGAGAGUGUUAUCGACUGGAAGAAAUGAAUGGUGUUUGCGGUUGCACUGCUGUUUCUCAAUCCAGCGGCGGAAAAAAUGGCUCAUUCAACCUCGCGGUCAACUGCAACGGCGAUUCACAUUCACCCGACAUGUGUCCUGAGAAGAAAUUUGGAUUCUACUACCAGUCAGACCCGAUCAACGUCGUUGGAAAGACUGAUUGCAACUGUGAGGAUGCCAGCGGCAGUAUCAAAACGGCUAUCGCUAUCAUCUGGGUCCUGGUUGUGAUUAUAAUAUGUCUGAUUUGCUUCAUUUGCAAAGACCGGGUGCUUCGCUGCUACCGAGAUUAUUGCCAGAGGUAUUGCCGAGCAGGCACGCAGAUAAAUAAAGCAGCUACCACCCAAGACGGAGCUCAACCGUUCCCUGCCGAAUCUGCACUGCUGGAGGGAGUUCACAUUCAGAAGGAAGAAAACUCUGAUCUAUGUUCUAAAACUAGCCAGAACGACGAGGAAACUGCUCUGUAAUUAAAUUGGUUCAAAUACCAUUAAUCACAAAGCAAUCCUUUCCUUUUGGAUUUAAUGCAGUUUGCGCUGGAUGCAAUUCUGCAAUUUAUAUGAAUAAAUAUGUACUUAAAAAAUGUGUUAAUAAAUAAAACCAAUAAAAAAUAAGUAAAAAAACAAGCACAAGUUGGAUUAGACAAAAUAUUUUUAUUUAAUUUAAAUUACAGAUGAGAUAACAAUGUUACACAAGAAUUAACAGCGUAAUAAUAUGUAUAUAUAAAAUAUUUGCGAUAGUAAUAAUGGCUUUCUGCGUUCAAAGCUGGGCUUGCGAGUCUCUCCAAAGCUGCGGCUGGUUGAUAUUCAGCUGCGAAAAGGCCGUGUUCGUGUAUCCGUACACUUCGGACAGCGCCGGAGCUCCCGGCGGUGAACCGUUACCCUAUUUAAGUGGAAUGUUAGUGAUUUUUAUUUAAUAAAAUUAAAUUUCAUGGAAAGUUAA